Anopheles nili is the source of this 1052-nucleotide messenger RNA. RefSeq lists its product as uncharacterized. The record is from RefSeq and is a predicted model, not a curated record. Bases 167 to 676 code for a protein of 169 amino acids. The transcript has 5 exons. NCBI's taxonomy places the organism in Eukaryota, Metazoa, Arthropoda, Insecta, Diptera, Culicidae.
UCGUAAUUUUAUUUGUUUGGUGAUAAAACAAGUUUUAUUAAUCGUGUGCAACCCUUUGUACAAGCGUGUAUCAAGCUGAAUCGCAAACUAUAUUAUUGUCAAUCAUUGGAAUUGAUUGAAAUACUCCCUCUUUUAUAUUACGUGCUUAUAAUUACAUUUCUUCAAAAUGGUCUGGCUUGAAUCUUGUUGGUCGCCAUUUAUUUGGACAAAUUCCGUGAAAUCGGGAAGCUAUGCAGUAGCGGCGUACACCGUUGCCGUGUCAAUAGUAUUGAUAACUAUGACCACAUACAACCUACUGGGAGGCGAUUCCUCACAAUUAUACUCUCCUCUAUUCGAAACCGACAUUCGUGACUCGAUGCAGGUCGUUGGAGGAUUUUUUAUUUUAUACUUCAUCUUGCUCAUCAUAUCUGCUGGAGGCGUAUGCUAUUCUUUGAAAACAACUACUCGUGGAUGGAUGCUACCAUGGUUAGCCCUAUUUGGAAUAGCUAUUUUAUUUCAGUUUGUAUACGGUUUGUGGUUAAUCGGAGGCUAUUACAUUUAUCUACAACAAACUCUCUCGAGUCUUAUACUGUGGGUAUGGAUGGCAUACAACAUUUACUGUUGGAUGUGCGUUUAUUCGCAAUACCAAAUAUUCGAGAAUCUUCAAUCACCAAACAUUGAACUUCUGAUGCCUUAAAAAUUCCAGAAUCGUCCAGUGUUGGAGGAAAGAUUCUCCAUGCAUAAUUCCAUUUUGCCCUCAAGCAUUUUUCUAACACAAUAUCAACAGCAAAUUAUUAACGAAUCUUCCAUUAACAGUUAUCAUAUUUUUGAAAGCACGAUGAUUCUGUUUGAUGAAAGGAUUUAUGUAUUUUAUACACUUUGAAUUUUUCUAGAUAUUUCUUAUGAUUCCAUUUACGAAGGUACAAACGUAUUAGGAAUACAUAUUAUAUAUUUCAAGGUUAAGUUCGCAACAAUUUUAGACAUAUAUGUAGUAAUGUAGGUUAGCAUACUGACUGAAUGUAUCGCCGUCCAAGCAGCAACACAAAGACAACACUUUUGAAAAUAAAUUCUUU